Messenger RNA from Ochotona princeps (American pika), 462 nucleotides. RefSeq names its product keratin-associated protein 4-12-like. Lineage: Eukaryota; Metazoa; Chordata; Mammalia; Lagomorpha; Ochotonidae. The record is from RefSeq and is a predicted model, not a curated record. Gene Ontology annotation, cellular component: keratin filament. The transcript is spliced from 2 exons. Bases 1 to 462 code for a protein of 153 amino acids.
AUGGUUAAUUCCUGCUGUGGUUCCGUGUGCUCUGAUCAGGGCUAUGAUCAAAGUCGGUGCCAGGAAGAGUCCUGCUGCCAGCCCAGCUGCUGCCAGACCUCUUGCUGCCGCCCUACCUGCUGCAUCUCCAGCUGCUGCAGGCCCCAGUGCUGCCAGACCUCUUGCUGCAGACCCACCUGCUGCAGACCCACCUGCUGCAGACCCACCUGCUGCAGGCCCCAGUGCUGCCAGCCCACCUGCUGCCGCCCCACCUGCUGCAGGCCCACUUGCUGCAGGCCCCAGUGCUGCCAGUCUGUGUGCUGCCAGCCCACAUGCUGCCGCCCCAGCUGCUGCAGACCCAGCUGCUGCCUGCGUCCAGUCUGUGGCCAAGUCUCCUGCCACACCAGUUGCUAUCGCCCAACCUGUGUGAUCUCCACCUGUCCCCGCCCCAUGUGCUGUGCCACGCCUUGCUGCUGCUGCUGA